GUGACGUCACUGCCAGGGCCGCGCACGCACCGCCCCCUCUGCGCCUGACUGACGAGACGUGACCGAGCCGAACCGAGCGGCACCGGGGAGAGAGACCAAGAUGGCGGACCAACGGCAGCGCUCCCUGUCUACCUCUGGAGAAUCCCUGUAUCAUGUUCUAGGACUGGACAAGAAUGCCACAUCUGAUGACAUCAAAAGAUGUUACCGGAAGCUCGCACUGAAAUACCAUCCAGAUAAAAACCCAGAUAAUCCAGAAGCCUCCGAGAAAUUCAAGGAGAUCAACAACGCACACGGUAUAUUAACAGAUGCCACGAAGAGAAAUAUCUAUGACAAGUACGGGUCACUCGGACUCUACGUGGCGGAACAGUUUGGGGAAGAGAAUGUCAACACAUACUUUGUGCUGUCCAGCUGGUGGGCGAAGGCUCUCUUCAUGUUUUGCGGCCUGAUCACCGGAUGUUACUGCUGCUGCUGUCUCUGCUGUUGCUGUAAUUGCUGCUGUGGAAAAUGUAAACCACGGCCUCCUGAAGGGGAGGAGACAGACUUUUACGUGUCCCCCGAGGACCUGGAGGCACAACUGCAGUCGGAUGAAAGGGAUGCUGCUGAUAUCCCAGUGAUGGUACAACCCAGUUCAGCCACGGAGACCACACAGCUCACCACCGACUCCCAUGCCAGUUACCGUACCGACAGCGCAUUCAACUGAUCACAUGCGGGACCCCCAGGUCACUAGGACUAGAGAGGAGGGGGAGAACUGAUCUCAUCCUACAGCCCUCUGUGUAAUCCUACCCCCAGCCCCUCAUUUGACCAGCUAAUUAUCUUGUCCCCUCGGUGCGAUGAUUGAACAUCCAGGGAGUAAAGCGCAUGCUCACCACUCGCUUCCCUUCCCCCUACCACCUUUCCUUUUCAUGAUCAAAUAUUUUUAAUUUAUUUUUGUUUAUGUCUAGUUUUUAAUGGGUAUAUUUUUGUAUGGGGACCUGUUACUUCCGCACCCCUCCCUUCUUAACCCUUUGUUACCCUCGGUCUCUGAGCGUGUGCUGAAUCCAGCCCUUUGCCACUUUCUCGCGAUGUGUCAUAUUUCAGGUCGGCGUGAUGGGGGCAGGAAGUGAUGUUUUAGUACCGAUUAGUUUUUUUUCCCUGUGCCCCCCUCCAAGAGGAGUUUUAUUUCUGUCUGCGUAACAUUGUAGUCUGAGUGCGUGGUACCGCAGGGGUGGGCCUGUGGUGUGUGAGUGCCCUAUCAGCUGCUCUCUCCUGGCAUGAAGGACGUUUUACAGAAGAGGACGGACGGUUCUGCUGCUGGAACGUUGUCAUUUUAUUCUUUGUAAAAUUGUUUACUGACAGACAGUGGAAUUGGCCUGACCAUAUACACUCCCUCUGACAACAAAAACAUAAUUUCAAAAAAAUUCUUUAAGGUUUUUUUUUACAAACCUUUCUGGGAGCCUGCAAUUUUUGGCAAAAAUUGUGCUUUGAGAACGUUUUAUUUUUGAGGUGUGAUACACCUGUAUGACCUGUAGGUGGUGCUCUGUCAAUUAGUCUUUGCCCUUCUCCAGUCUAGUCCUGCUGAAGCCCGCAGUGAUUGCAUUGUAGCCCAUUGUCUCCGUUCUCUUUCAUGUGUAAGUGAUCCUACCUCCAGAAAUGGAAGUACUCUUGUUUUAAUACGUAGUUAGUAAGGGACAGUGCAUUCUGGGAGCAGCUCUCAGCCACUAAACUGUGCAUCCCUGGCACAGUGACUGCAUACUCAACCCCCUGCAUACUGUUUGUGUAGGAAGCCAGCGCCAUAUUUAUUUGUAUAUAAUGUCUAGUACUUUGCAGCGCUGUAUUUAUCUGUAUAUAGUGCCACUAGUGUACUCAGCGCUGUAUGGUGUGUGUUUGUCUGGUGCUGGGAGAGAAUUUGUCACUAUGCCAAAGAUAUGUGAGCUCCCCCCCACCCCAGUGGCUUGUCACGGGUCCUAGCACUUUCAGUGCUGUGACAAUCUGAUAACCGUGGCGCAGCGUUCAGACUGUCUGUUUUGGGAACAAUACAAGCUUCCUAAUGUUUUCUGUAGGCAUCACGGACUUGUUUGUGAAUUUGGGAGCCCUCCUCGCAUCCGCAGCCUGUACAGUGGGCACUUUGUACAAAUGGGGUCAGGUGUAGGGAGUGUCCUGUGGUCUGUCUUGGAUGCAGUGUAUCCUAUAGUAUUCAAAUAUUCGCUGUGAAUGUAUGUAGGCACUGUCGUCUUAUAUCCCUAUGCGUAAUACCAGCCAAGCUGAGCGUCGCUCAACCACCUGUGCCAUGACUCUCCAAGAGCCGCCAGUUUAAGCCUUGAGGCUGUAGAUCAGUAUAUUUGACAUUUGUGAUGGCCUGUUUAUUUUUUCGUUUUUUUUCUUUACUUGCAGGGUGUAAGCGUAGACAAAACAGUGUAUGAGCAACCAACCGCAGACUAUCUGGACUGUGCUGUCUAUUUGGUGGAGAAGGCUGAAAACUUUCUGUCUGUGAUUAGGAUUAGUGACUGGCAUUACAACCACUCGCCACUAGAUGGCGGCACUGCCUGCAAAAAUGUCUUGUCCCACUGAUUCUGCCCAGAAUAUACAUGUUAAAAUAUCAAUCUAAUUAUAAAAGAAAUUCCUAAAGGUGUGUAAUGAAAUUGGCAUGACCUUCAUUAAUACACUAGGAUGCGCUCCUCUCUUUUCUCCCCACUCGGAGAUGCUACGAUGGCCUUUACUGACAGUGGUCCCAUUUUAAUUCAUGACAUCCCCCUCCAUUCACAUAGCUACAUUUUAAAGUAAUUCAAGAUACCAGUUUAGGAAUCUGACCACAUUGAGCCAACAGACACGGCCCACACUCAGCAGCGGAGGAGAAAACCGUGGCACACUUUAAUAGUAGAUUGGAAGGUGAUUGUUUCUUUACUCUAGCGCUCCAAUCAGUGCAAAGGGCAGACUCAAGUGUUUCGCUCCAUCCUGGACCUUGGUCAUGGCCUAUAAUUAUUCAUAAAAUACUUGCAUCAGUAUACACACAUAUAUAAUCAGAGAGAAAGUCAAGGAGUCUACAGAAAAAAAUUGAAGGCUUUAAAUGACAUAAAAUGCAUGUCUCAAAAGUAACCUACCAGCAAGUCAAUUAUCCAUGAUUAGAAUUAAUUGGUAAAACUGCCACUCGAACAUAUGAGCACCACACAGAAGAAAUGUCAUAUAUAGCGGAACCCUGAAGCAAUGAGCAUAUAUGUUAAUUAGGCUACUUUCACAUCUGCAUUUUUGCUGGACCAUGCCGGCAUUCUGGUGCGCUCCGUUUCAUUCCGUUCAGUUUUGUCCCCAUCGACGAAUCUCAAUGGCGGAAAGGAAAACGCUGAUGUGAAAGUAGCCUUUAAAGGGUGUCUACCAUCAGAUUUUGCCAUAUGUAGCUGACUGACACUAGAGAUGUGCUAGUGUCAGCUGUACAUAAGUCUUCUUUAUUCACUUCUGUCUGCAGCCGUUCACCUAAAAAACGUUUUCUUAUCCAUAUGCUAAUGAGCCUCUAGGUGCUAUGUGGGCGUCAAUUCAGCACCUAGAGGCUCUAUCUACUGACCAUUUUGGCCGCCCCGCAACUCUUGAUUGAUGUCCGAUUUGCCUGCAUCUGUCUAAAUCCCGCGCCUUCGCUGUGCGCUUCUGUAUUUGGCGCAGUGAGUGAAUGCCGCGCUCCUGGUGCCGGCUAUCUCACUGUAACGUAGUCGGUGCAGGCUCAGUGAGGAAGUCAGCACCAGGAGCGUGUCGCCUGCGCCAAAUACAGAAGCGCAGGCGCGGUAUUUAGACAGAUGCAGGCAAAUCGGACUUCAAUCAAGAGUUGCGGGGCGGGCUAGAAGAACUACAUGGGCGGUGGAAAUGGUCAGUAGACGGAGCCUCUAGGUGCUGAAUCGACGCCCACAUAGCACCUAGAGACUCAUUAGCAUAUGGAUAAAUACAUUUUUUAGGUGAACGGCUGCAGACCAGAAGUGAACAAAGAAGACUGUUAUGUACUGCUGACACUAGCACAUCAUAUAGUAAAUAGAAAUACUGCAGUCGCAUGCCAUAUGAUACAAAUUGGAUAGAGGCUGUAGCAAUAUGAAGAAUGAGUGGAAUAGAUGCACCAUAAGGCAUCACAUCAUGAAUGAAUGGUAAUGUUACAACCACAUGUCAUCUUGUAUAAGUUGGAUAUAGAUUCACCUUAAGGUCAUAAGUAUCACAUCAUACAGUAGAACAUAGAAUUAAAAGGCAUCUGUCAUCAGAUUUGUACCUAUGACACUGGCUGACCUGUUACAUGUGCUCUUGGCAGCUGAAGACAUCUGUGUUGGUCCCAUGUUCAUAUGUGCCCACAUUUCUAAGAAACAUGAUGUUUUAAUAUAUGCAAAUAAGCCUCUAGGAGCAACGGGGGCGUUGCUGUUGCACCAAGAGGAUCUACUCUCUGCAACUCUCUGCUUUGAUUGACAGGGCCAGGCAUAAUCACGUUUUCCCUGCCUAGUCUUGUCAAAGUGGAGAGGGAGUGGCAGUU
This is a messenger RNA of Bufo bufo (common toad), 4471 nucleotides long. It is a transcript of the gene DNAJC5, whose product is annotated as DnaJ heat shock protein family (Hsp40) member C5. The record is from RefSeq and is a predicted model, not a curated record. The coding region runs from base 101 to 700 and encodes 199 amino acids. The transcript is spliced from 5 exons. Gene Ontology annotation, cellular component: membrane; presynapse; intracellular membrane-bounded organelle. NCBI's taxonomy places the organism in Eukaryota, Metazoa, Chordata, Amphibia, Anura, Bufonidae. Gene Ontology annotation, biological process: regulation of synaptic vesicle cycle.